AGCACCAACCAGGCUUCUGUGUCUUUCUCUUCCUGGAAGAUCUAACCAAAGACACGGAGAACUCUGCAAAGAAAUACCAAAAAAAAACAUGGGUUUCGGAAAAGGAAUGUCAUUGUUGGAAGAUUUGAUAGAAAAAGCUGGAGGUUGUGCUGUAAUGGAUGGGGGUUUCGCUACCCAACUUGAGAGUCAUGGUGCUUCCAUUAAUGACCCACUUUGGAGCGCUCUUUGCUUGAUCAAAGACCCUCACCUUAUCAAGCGGGUUCAUCUGGAGUAUCUGGAGGCUGGUGCAGAUAUCUUGGUUACUUCAUCUUAUCAGGCCACUAUUCCUGGAUUUCUUUCCAGGGGAUUGUCCUUUGAAGAAGCAGAGACAUUGCUAAAGAAGAGUAUCAAAUUGGCCGUGGAAGCUCGUGAUAAAUUCUGGGACGGUACACGAAACGUUCCUGGGAAUCGCUAUAACCGAGCUUUGGUAGCAGCCUCGAUCGGAAGUUAUGGAGCAUAUCUGGCUGACGGUUCCGAAUACAGUGGGUGUUAUGGACCUGAUGUAAGUCUGGAUAUGCUGAAAGAUUUUCACCGGCGCAGACUGCGAGUUCUCGUCGAAGCAGGUCCAGAUUUGCUAGCCUUUGAGACCAUUCCGAAUAAACUCGAAGCUCAGGCCUGUGUUGAGUUGCUGGAGGAAGAAAACAUUCAAAUCCCAUCGUGGAUCUGCUUCAGUUCGGUCGAUGGCGAGAAUGCCCCAUCCGGAGAGAGUUUCAAGGAGUGCUUCGAUGUAUUAAACAAGAGCACAAAAGUAAAUGCAAUUGGAAUAAAUUGUGCACCUCCCCAUUUCAUUGAAAGCCUUCUCUGCAAAUUUAAGGAGUUGACUACCAAGGCCAUCGUCGUUUAUCCAAAUAGUGGGGACAUAUGGGACGGCAGAGCUAAGAAAUGGAAGGUAAGUUAUGACUGUAUGACUUGGUUUAACAAUCACUCUGCAUCCACCUCUAAUGGACUGUCUUCUUUGAUUAAACAGCCAUCAAAGUGCUUCAGUGAUGACACAUUCGAGGUAGUUGCACCGAGAUGGCGUGACCUUGGAGCUAAAGUUAUUGGGGGCUGCUGUCGAACAACACCAUCCACGAUUCGAGCCAUAUCAAAGGCUCUGAAAGAAACAUCUUAGCGAGUUAAGAAGGGUCAUUGAAACCAUAGUUCACGAUACAUUCAGCUGUUGCGGUUUUAUAAAUUAAACGUUGUUGCCAGUAAUAUCAAUUUUUUUGUUCCUUUCUUUAUAAUUUAUU
This is a messenger RNA of Hibiscus syriacus, 1268 nucleotides long. RefSeq names its product homocysteine S-methyltransferase 1-like. Gene Ontology annotation, biological process: S-methylmethionine cycle. The transcript has 7 exons. NCBI's taxonomy places the organism in Eukaryota, Viridiplantae, Streptophyta, Magnoliopsida, Malvales, Malvaceae. Gene Ontology annotation, molecular function: zinc ion binding; S-adenosylmethionine-homocysteine S-methyltransferase activity. The record is from RefSeq and is a predicted model, not a curated record. The coding region runs from base 89 to 1150 and encodes 353 amino acids.